ACCAUGAUGAAGACGGAGCCGCGGGGGCCCGGGGGUCCCCUCCGGAGCGCCUCCCCGCACCGCAGCGCCUACGAGGCGGGCAUCCAGGCGCUGAAGCCGCCCGAGGCGCCUGGGCCCGACGAAGCACCCAAGACGGCCCAUCACAAGAAAUAUGGCUCCAACGUCCAUCGCAUCAAAAGUAUGUUCCUGCAGAUGGGCACGACGGCCGGGCCGCCGGGCGAGGCGGGCGGCGGCGCGGGCCCGGCCGAGGCCCCGAGGGUGCCGGAGCGCGGCGUGCGCCUGUCGCUGCCGCGGGCCAGCAGCCUCAACGAGAACGUGGACCACAGCGCCCUGCUCAAGCUGGGCACCAGCGUGUCGGAGCGCGUGAGCCGUUUCGACUCCAAGCCCGCGCCCUCGGCGCAGCCCGCGCCGCCGCCACACCCGCCGUCCCGGCUGCAGGAGACGCGGAAGCUGUUCGAGCGGAGCGUGCCCGCCGUCGCCGGCGGAGACAAGGAGGCCGCAGCGCGGCGGCUGCUCCGGCAGGAGCGCGCCGGCCUGCAGGACCGGAAGCUGGACGUCGUGGUGCGCUUCAACGGCAGCACCGAGGCGCUGGACAAGCUGGACGCCGACGCCGUGUCGCCGACGGUGAGCCAGCUGAGCGCCGUCUUUGAGAAGGCCGACUUGAGGACGGGCCUGCACCGCGGGCCCGGGCCCCCCAGGGCCUCGGGCGCUCCGCAGGUCCACUCGAAGCUGGUCAGUAAGCGGUCCCGAGUGUUCCAGCCGCCGCCGCCGCCGCCCGCGCCGUCGGGGGAUGCCCCCGCCGAGAGGGAGCGUGGCCCUGGAGGGCAGCCGCCUUCGCAGCACCGGGUGGCCCCCGCGCGGCCGCCCCCCAAGCCCCGGGAGGUGCGCAAGAUUAAACCCGUGGAGGUGGAGGAGAGCGGGGAGUCGGAGGCCGAGGCGGCGCCUGGGGAAGUGAUCCAGGCCGAGGUGACUGUCCACGCAGCCCUGGAGAAUGGGAGCGCAGUGGCAGCCGCAGCCAGCCCCGCGCCCGAGGAGAAGGCCCAGGCGGCUCCGGAGGAGGAGGAGGAGGCGGCGGUAGUGGCUGUGACCGUGACCGAUAAAGGGGUGGGCAAUGGCCGGGCGCUGGACUUGGCCCCCGAGGAGGCCGAUGAGUCCAAGAAGGAGGACUUCUCAGAAGCGGACUUGGUGGAUGUGAGCGCUUACAGUGGGUUGGGGGAGGACUCUGGGGGCAGCGCCCUGGAGGAGGAGGACGAUGAGGACGAGGACGAAGAGGAUGGGGAGCCCCCUUACGAGCCCGAGUCGGGGUGCAUGGAAAUCCCGGGACUCUCUGAGGAAGAGGACCCGGCCCCCAGCCGGAAGAUCCAUUUCAGCACUGCACCCAUCCAAGUGUUCAGCACCUACUCCAAUGAGGAUUAUGAUCGUCGCAAUGAGGAUGUGGAUCCCAUGGCAGCCUCUGCUGAGUAUGAGCUAGAGAAGCGGGUGGAGAGGUUGGAGCUAUUCCCUGUGGAGCUGGAGAAAGACUCCGAGGGCCUGGGCAUCAGCAUCAUCGGCAUGGGGGCCGGGGCAGACAUGGGUCUGGAGAAGCUGGGCAUCUUCGUCAAGACUGUGACCGAGGGUGGUGCGGCCCACCGGGAUGGCAGGAUCCAGGUGAACGACCUCUUGGUAGAGGUGGAUGGGACGAGUCUGGUGGGAGUGACUCAGAGCUUUGCAGCUUCCGUGCUUAGGAACACCAAGGGCCGGGUUCGGUUUAUGAUUGGCCGGGAGCGACCCGGAGAGCAGAGUGAAGUGGCCCAGCUAAUUCAGCAGACCCUGGAACAGGAGCGAUGGCAGCGGGAGAUGAUGGAGCAGAGAUAUUCCCAGUACGGGGAGGAUGACGAGGAGACGGGAGAGUAUGCCACAGAUGAGGAUGAGGAGCUGAGUCCCACGUUCCCGGGUGGUGAGAUGGCCAUCGAGGUGUUCGAGCUAGCGGAGAACGAGGAUGCACUGUCCCCUGUGGACAUGGAGCCUGAGAAGCUGGUGCACAAGUUCAAGGAGCUCCAGAUCAAACAUGCUGUGACGGAGGCAGAGAUCCAGCAACUGAAAAGAAAGCUGCAGAGUCUCGAGCAGGAGAAGGGGAGGUGGCGGCUGGAGAAGGCCCAGCUGGAGCAGAGUGUGGAAGAGAACAAGGAGCGCAUGGAGAAGCUGGAGGGCUACUGGGGGGAGGCCCAGAGCCUGUGCCAGGCUGUGGAUGAGCACCUGCGGGAGACCCAGGCUCAGUAUCAGGCCCUGGAGCGCAAGUACAGCAAGGCCAAGCGCCUCAUCAAGGACUACCAGCAGAAGGAGAUCGAGUUCCUGAAAAAGGAGACUGCACAGCGUCGGGUUCUAGAGGAGUCAGAGUUGGCUAGGAAGGAGGAGAUGGACAAGCUCCUGGACAAGAUCUCAGAACUGGAAGGAAACCUGCAAACACUGAGGAAUUCCAAUUCUACUUAACAGGAAUCAUUCCCUGACUGGACAAUAAUUAAUCCUUUUCCCAUGUCCUCUCUCCCCUGUCCUCAAUACUCUGCCCCGCCCCCUACCAGCCUGGGGACAGGUGCCCCAACUCCCAACCCCUCCACCCCACCUCCUCCAGCUUCAGGGACCAGAGGACCUACACCACAGGUCCCCUUAAGGUGGUUUGGGCAGACAGAGGUGGCUGGAAGGGCAGCCUCCCCUGCCACAUGGGGCUGAGGCACCAGAGGCUGUGGGAUCCUGAGGGUUGGCCUGGGUGGUAGAUGGACACAAGAACCUGCAGAACCAAACUGCCAGAUUUUACAACCUCCAGCCUUUUGUCUCUGGACUGGAAUGGGGCUGGGGACUUUUCCAGCAUCUUGACAACUGGAGGCUGCUCCCUGCCCACUGGGCUCCUGGGCCUCUUGACUUGAGACUCUACCUUCUUGGCCGUCCCCUCACCCCAUCAUUGUGCUGUCUCGAUUGCAUUCUGACCCUUCUGCUUGGGGGGGUGGCCUCAACACCCCCUCUUGUCUCUAUUCCCCCUCCUAGGAGGGCAUAGGUCCACCUCAGAGCCAGGAGGCUGGGCCUGGGCCCUGCACUGAUUUCUCACUUAUCCUUCAGGGACAGGAGAGUGAGAGUAGGAAAAAAGGGAGAGUCCAGGCCACCUGGUUCGCAGCUCCCCCUUUCCUGGGGCUGUAGCCCUUGUGCCUCCCCUCCCCAGGUGCCAAAUAGCCAUAACCUCAUUCUGGAAUUGUUCUGUGGCCUCUCUCAGGUCCAGGUUCCCUGACCAGCCCUGGAAAUGCCAGGGAGAAGAGGGGUCAGCUUGGGGGCCUGGCUGCAGGGACACUGGUCUUAGCAAGGGGACCUUUUCUCACUGGAGAGCCAGUUUCUGCCUUGCCAAGGGAGACACCUGGAAACCUUGUACUAACAUGGCAGAGAUUCAGCCUCACCCCCCAUUCCCACCUGACCUGUUUUCCAAUGUUUGACUGGAGAGUGAAAUUUUACUACUCACAUUUUUGGAGACCAGGGCUGCCCUGUUGACAGCCUGCUUUCUAAGUGAACUCCACUCUUUUCACCCAUUUUAACCCCAAAUUGGGGCUUGGACCAAGGGAGGUGAGACCCUUCCCCCAGGUUCCCUCCCCUCUAAAAUAUCUCAUUUUACCCCAUCCUCCUGCCUCAAGCCUGGAAUUUUGUUCGUUUUUUUAAAAACAGACAAUUCCCAUCUCAUCUGUUCUGACGUCCCUGACCCCUGUAAAUAGACCAUCCAUUGAUCAGUAUUUCUUGCUCCUCCCCAGCCCCACUUCUUGCCCCUGAUGUACUCCCCACCCCCUGAAGAGCUGGCUGUCUCAGUGCCCGCCCCCGCCCCACCCCUGCACUUCACCUUCAUCCCUGCCGAUGGAGGGGGCGGGGCUAGGAGGGCGGGGCCAAGGGCGCUUCCGGUCUCGGGCCAGGAGGCGCCCCUGCCCCGCCCUCCGAGGGACCCGCGCGUCUCUGUAUAUAAUAUAUAUAUGUAUGUAUUGUUCCCGGUUUUGUACGGACCAUGCCCUCUGUCAGGUCGUCCCCAUAAAAGCAGCCCCCAGA
Elephantulus edwardii (Cape elephant shrew) is the source of this 4050-nucleotide messenger RNA. RefSeq names its product protein phosphatase 1, regulatory subunit 9B (gene PPP1R9B). Gene Ontology annotation, cellular component: dendrite; actin cytoskeleton; postsynaptic density. The transcript has 10 exons. The record is from RefSeq and is a predicted model, not a curated record. Gene Ontology annotation, molecular function: actin filament binding. Gene Ontology annotation, biological process: actin filament organization; calcium-mediated signaling; neuron projection development. The coding region runs from base 4 to 2469 and encodes 821 amino acids. Lineage: Eukaryota; Metazoa; Chordata; Mammalia; Macroscelidea; Macroscelididae.